CAUUUUCCUAAUUUUAUCUUACAGAUUAGUAUUUGAUUAGAAUUUUAUUUUCAACGAUAUACAGCCAAUUAAUUCGGUACCAUGGUACGCCGAAAGGACUUCAAAAUUACGCAGGUUUGGCCAGACGAACUUCUGAGGACACGAACCUAUGAAAAUGCGUUGACGGAACGAAGAGAUGCAAUGGAAAAAGAAAUCCUCCGUAUGAGAGAAGAAGAAAUAUUCAACAACAUUAUGAGGAGCAUGGAAAUUGGACAAAAAGCGGCACGACGAAGAUCAAGUAUAGCAUCGCGUAGAUCCAGCAUUGUUGACCCACCACGCAGACGUACGAGCAUCGUCGGAGAAACGGAUAGAAGAAGUAGGCGGAUGUCCAGAGUUACAGGAUCAAAAUUGCCCUCUAUUCCAAAUAUACAAGAGAUUCCAUCAAGACCACCAACACGAGACGCAGAUCCAAACGAGACUGUUCAUUUUAUAUUGCCCCCACUGGUACUGCCACCCGUACAUAUGGGUAAAAAAUUGGAUUUGAAAAGGCUCCACCAAGAUAGAUUGUAGAUGUGAAUAUAAAAGUUGCCCAAAAAUAACGAGAAAUUCGGUAAUUCCGUGGCGGUAAUUCUAAUAUUUUAAAGUACUCUGACUUAUUCACUACAUGCUAUUGUGCUAAGUUUUACAUGCUAAGUUUUACAUCUUUACAUAAAGAAUACAUCGCAAUGAACAUUAUGAUACAGUGUAUUAGAAUUUCGACAAUGCCACUUAAAAUGUACAAAAGAUAACUGUAUAAAUAGGUAAUAGAAUAUGCGUAUUUUGAAUCGAAGUAGGUUGACAGCACUUUGAACUAAGUUAUGCUGCCGCCAUAAGCUUUUUUAAGUAAUCUGUAUAGUUUUAUUAUUUUUGCUUCAACGCGCUGUAGUAUACUUUGUUUUCUCUAUUUGAUAUUUUCUAUGUUCAUAUUUUUAAGAUGUGUUAUUUCUGACGAUAGUCAAAAGUUUAGUAAUCGUCAAACUGAAGAUAUUAGAGCGUUUUUUGACUAAGGAAGGAAGCCAUAUUAUAAAGUUUCUGAUCAUUGCAUAUCGUAUAAAUAAAUAUUUGAAAUUAAAGGUACUUGGACAGUGUGAUAUUCAGCUCAUUGUGGGAUUGCCCAUGUUGGUCAGACAUUGCAGAUCGUUUUGCGGAAAACUUAUAAUGUCGCUUUCGGAAACGAUAGAGAGUUGCAGUCAAGGAUAAUUAUAGUAGCCUACAGCUGCUAUCACUAUUAUAGUUCUUGUAAAAAUCCUGAAGCAAUUUAUUCUAAAUUCUUUUGAUUUGGAGAUGAGUGGUGAAGAUUUUACUAGUUGUGAUAAACCUUGGAACUAAUAAAAAUAUGUUUCUUUGAAUCGUGAGGUAUUUGUCGUUAAAAAAUGAUAGCGAGAUGAAAUUAUUCAAGCAACUUGCAAUAUUUGAAAACAAUAAGAUUGUUUCACUUACUAACAUUUAGGGUUAAAGUAGUAUAUAUUUCUAUUUGUUAUUGUUAGCGUGGUGGAAGAUAGCUUAUCGUCUGUCGUUAAACGACGAAUACAACAGCAGCGCCUCGAUUGCCCAAUCCCUCAAAACUUUAUAAGACACUUAACGAGAGAAGAAUGUCUUCAUUAUCAGCUUCCAGCUUACAAUCGCAGUACAAUACGAUACGAUCCAAUAGGAUAAUUAAACGGGGAAAAAUGUGCUGAUUACGCGUGCAACUGAGAUAAAUUAUAAUAAAACUGGUUAGUCAUUGAGAAAUAGUUUGGGGCCAUUUAACGCAAUUAUGUCCGGUGAAAAACAAGCUAUGAUGUUUUAUACUUCUAAAAAAGUCUAUAUUAGCUGAUUUUACUCCAAGAUUAUCUAUACAAACACUUAAAAUAAUCUUCUGUGAUGUUUGAAAACGAUAAGAAAUUUCAAAUGUGUAGAUGAAAUUAAUUCCA
Molecule: messenger RNA, 1931 nt
Organism: Styela clava
Lineage: Eukaryota; Metazoa; Chordata; Ascidiacea; Stolidobranchia; Styelidae
Source: RefSeq, a predicted model, not a curated record